Messenger RNA from Abrus precatorius (Indian licorice), 3105 nucleotides. Its product is annotated as protein EIN4-like. The record is from RefSeq and is a predicted model, not a curated record. The transcript has 2 exons. Gene Ontology annotation, cellular component: endoplasmic reticulum membrane; endoplasmic reticulum. Gene Ontology annotation, molecular function: ethylene binding; phosphorelay sensor kinase activity; ethylene receptor activity. NCBI's taxonomy places the organism in Eukaryota, Viridiplantae, Streptophyta, Magnoliopsida, Fabales, Fabaceae. The coding region runs from base 618 to 2894 and encodes 758 amino acids. Gene Ontology annotation, biological process: phosphorelay signal transduction system; response to ethylene.
AAUGUGACGGGGAUAACCUCAUAUGGUGUUUUACUCUGUAAUAUCGUAAUAUGUGUAAUAGAACAGAACAUGUUUGACGAGGAAGAUGCACUGAGCAAAACUGUAGCAGGGACUGAGACUCAUCCACCUUGGCUUCAACAACACUAAAAACCUCUCUGCGCGGGUCCCACCCUCUUUUCUUCUCUAAACUCAGCACUUUCCUUUGCUUUCUUUCCCGUUGUUUUCUUUCUCGUCGUAUUCUCCCCUUUCCGAAGAGAGAGAAAGAGGAAAAUUAAAGAAUUGGGUUUCUUCUCUUUCUUUGAUUUAGCGGAGAGUUCAUAGUUAAACCCUUCAAAGUUGAAAACUUUAGCUGAAACCCAGAUUAAUUAACGUGUGUGGGGCUUGGAAUAAAGAAAGGAAGAUCUUAAUUAAAAGGCCUUGAGUCUGCUUCUGUGGGCGAUCUGCAACAAUCUCUUGUAUUUGAUGUGUUGAUUUGUGCAGAUUUGGGUCAGGUUUGGUAUAGUCGGUGAAGCUUUCUGUUUUUAGCCCUUCUUUUGACUCGUGCUAUGAGAUUUUUGAGUGAAUGAAUAUAAGAAAAACUUUCUUGGAUGUUUUUGAAAAGUCAGUGACUGGGUGCCAUGGAAACUCAUCUUCUGUUGUUGUUGUUGCUUUGCUAUCUUAUUCUCUGUGCUUCUGCCACCGAUGUUGAAUUUGACAACUGCAACUGCGACGAUGAGGAAGGGAUUUGGAGCAUACACAGCAUACUUGUGGGCCAAAAAGUUAGUGAUUUUUUCAUUGCUGUUGCUUAUUUCUCCAUACCCAUUGAACUCCUUUACUUUGUUAGCCGUUCAAACGUUCCAUUCAAAUUGCUAUUUCUUCAAUUUAUUGCCUUCAUAGUGCUGUGUGGCUUGACCCAUUUGCUCAACGCAUAUUCCUAUCAUGGCCCACCCUCCUUCCAGUUGUUGCUUUCCCUUACCGUUGCUAAGUUCCUUACUGCCCUAGUUUCAUGUGCAACUGCUUUGACCCUUCCCCCUCUCAUCCCUCUUCUUCUCAAAAUCAAAGUCAGGGAGCUCUUCCUGAGGCAGAAUGUGAUGGAGUUGGGCCAGGAGGUUGGAAUGAUGAAGAAACAGAAGGAAGCAAGUUGGCAUGUUAGGAUGCUCACAAGGGAAAUUAGGAAAUCUCUUGAUAAGCACACCAUCUUGUACACCACCCUUGUUGAGCUUUCAAAGGCAUUGGAUUUGCAUAAUUGUGCAGUUUGGAUGCCAAUUGAGGAUAGGCCAGAAAUGCACUUAACCCAUGAAUUGAAAUCAAACUCUGCACAGAAUUUUCAGAAUUCCAUUUCUGUAAACGACCCGGAUGUAGUAGAGAUAAUAACAACUAAGGGGGUGAAGAUUUUGAGGCCUGAUUCUGCACUUGGUGCUGCAAGUAGUGGUGGCUCUGGGGAGUUGGGUGCUGUAGCAGCUAUUCGCAUGCCAUUACUUAAUGUAUCAAAUUUCAAAGGAGGGACACCAGAGUUGAUAGAGACAUGUUAUGCGGUAUUAGUUUUGGUUUUUCCAAGUUUAAGCUCUAGGGUUUGGACACACCAUGAGAUGGAGAUAGUUGGAGUAGUCGCUGAUCAGGUGGCUGUUGCCCUGUCUCAUGCAUCCGUUCUUGAAGAAUCUCAGCUAAUGAGACAGAAACUGGAAGAGCGAAACCGGGCGUUGCAACACGCUAAAAGGAAUGCGAUGAUGGCCAGCGAGGCGAGGAAGUCAUUUCAAAAAGUGAUGAGCCAUGGAAUGCGGAGGCCCAUGCAUUCUACUCUGGGGAUGCUUUCCUUGUUUCAAGAGGAUAAUAUGAGAUCUGAACAGAAGACUAUUGGUGACACAAUGUUGAAAGUUGGCUAUGUGCUCUCAAGUUUGAUUAAUGAUGUAAUGGAGAUUUCAGAAAAUGAAAAGGGGGGCUUCCGGUUAGAGAUGAAACCUUUCCUUCUGCAUUCAAUGAUGAGGGAAGCUGCUUGCAUUGCCAAGUGCUUGUGUGUGUAUGAAGGCUUUGGUUUUGAAAUUGAUGUCCAGAAGUCUUUGCCUGACCAUGUUAUAGGUGACGAGGCACGGACUUUUCAAGUAAUUUUACAUGUGAUUGGCUACUUAUUGAACGUGUAUGACAAAGGGAAUCUCAAUUUUCGAGUUUUUCUUGAAAGUGAUCGUGGAGAUAAGGAUGAUAGAAGUUUUGGAAUAUGGAGAUCAAGGAAUCAAAUUGAGUAUGUACAUAUAAAAUUUGAUUUUCAGAUUACUGGUAGUUCUGAGGCAGAUGAAUCUACUUCAACAAAACAUUAUACUAGUAGGAGGCAGUUCUACAACAAUGAACCUAAGGAGGGCCUGAGCUUCAGCAUGUGCAAAAAGUUAGUACAGAUGAUGCAAGGUAAUAUAUGGAUAUCACCAAACUCUCAGGGGUUGGUGCAAGGCAUGACACUUCUUCUCAAGUUUCAGAUGCGACCAUCACUUGAAAAUUCCAUGCUUGUACCUAAAAAUUCUUCAUACUCACAGUUCAGAGGCCUUCAGGUUGUGUUAACCGAGGAUGAUAGCGUAAACAGGACCGUGACCAAGAAGCUACUUGAGAAGCUUGGUUGUCAAGUAACUGCAGUUUCAUCAGGGUUUGAGUGCCUGAGUACUAUAAGUGGCUCUGGUAACUCCUUCAGAAUCAUCCUGUUGGAUGUUCACAUGCCAGAAAUUGAUGGUUUUGAAGUAGCAAAGAGAAUUCGGAAGUUCCAUAGCCGUAGUUGGCCCUUGAUCAUAGCUCUUAUAGCAAGUGGAGAAGAACAUAUGAAGGAGAAAUGCUUACUUGCAGGAAUGAAUGGAUUGAUCCAAAAACCUAUUGUACUUCAUCAGAUAGCAGAUGAAAUUAGAACAGUCCUGCAAAGAGCUGGUGAAAACCUGUGAGAACAGUUUUUAAAAACAUGCUUGGUUCAAGAAAAAUUGAGUUCAUUAAUAAUUACAAAAUUGUCACAAUGUUUUUGUUUUCUUUCUAAUUUUUAAGGUUUUGUAGGCUAUGUUUUUAUUACUUUAUGAACAAAUUCUUGAAAUUAAGAAACAAAAUAAAAACAACUUGUCUUUUUUAUAAUUAUUAAUGAAAAAUAGGAAACGUUUUCUC